Heterostelium album PN500 is the source of this 1764-nucleotide messenger RNA. RefSeq names its product zf-C3Hc3H domain-containing protein. The transcript is spliced from 2 exons. The record is from RefSeq and is a predicted model, not a curated record. Gene Ontology annotation, cellular component: nucleus. Lineage: Eukaryota; Evosea; Eumycetozoa; Acytosteliales; Acytosteliaceae. The coding region runs from base 1 to 1764 and encodes 587 amino acids.
AUGAAUGGAAACAACAAGAACGAGAUAAUAGAUUAUAAAAAUAAAGAAAAUCAAGAUUAUUAUGAUGGUGAAGAAGAAGAAGAAGAAUUACCUUUAAAUUUCACUAGAGGUCGUAGAGCAAACAAUAUUGUCGGUCAUAAUCAUUCGAAUAAUGAUAUUAGUCAUAUGAUUGAUAUUAAUACAUCAGUUGUUAUAUCAGCAAAUGAUCAUGAUGAUGAGGAAGAAGAGGAUGGAGAAGAAGAAGAGGAUGAUGAUGAUGAAGAAUCAUAUGAUUAUGAUGAAAGUCAAAGUGUUCGUAGCGAUGAAUCACCUUUUACACCUACAACUCAACAAUUAAAAAAGAAAUCAGGUCGUGGAAGUGGUAGUAAUCAUUCUAGAUCUAGACGUCCUCUACGUGCAAUGUGUGCUUCCAUCAAGAAAGCAUGUUCAAAACGACCAAUGGAGGGAAGACUCUACUGUAGCAAGCAUAUACUAGAGGAUCCUACUGCACCAUAUGCACAAUGCGAGUUUGUAAGUUCAAAGUCGAUGAAGAGAUGUACAGCACCUGUAUCACUACGUGAGACAACACCACGAUACUGUCCUACACACAAGCACAUGGUAGUAUCACAACUCCAAAAGAAACGUACACUGGAGGAUUCAAACUCCACAUCAAGUUCACAAUCCAAGCGACUUCUUGCAAUCUUGGCAAAACAUGGUAUCAACAAAGGAAAUUACUAUCAAGAUUAUAAGAAUAAAGAGUUAAAUAAUAAACGUUUAAAGAUACCAACGUUAGAUGAUAUUCAACAAACUGAAAUAAAUGAAUCGGAAUCAUCAUCAACAACAACAACAACAACAACAACAACUUCAACUUCAACAACAAUAGCAACAGCAACAACAACAACAACAACAACAACAACACCUUUUAAUAAUCAUAUGGAUGCAUCUAAAUAUUAUAAAUUUGAAUCAAUACAAUCAAACAAAUGGUUAGAUUCACAACUCUUGGAACCAAAGGAUAAUGACGAUUGGCAUUUAUGUGAUGAUUUCAAUGAAGAUUUUUAUUUAGCACAAACAUCAUUACUUUCAGAGGAAGAAUUGGUACAACGAAGAAAGAUUUACAUUUCAAAAUUAAUUUUAUUAUACAAGAAACAAUAUACAAGAAUUAAAGAAAGAUUAAGAAUAUUAAGAAGACAUUAUUUGGAAUCAGUAUUAAAUGAUAAUCAAAAUAAUAACAAUCAAAAUAAUAAUAAUCAAAAUAAUCAAAGUUUAUGCUCACAUAGUGGAUGUAAAGUUUAUCCUCUACCACUUUCAAAAUAUUGUUAUGCUCAUAUAUUGGAUGAUAGCCAACAAAAACUAUUUACAGGAUGUAAUUAUCAGUUGAUUAAUGAUCAACGAUGUGGAUAUCCUAUUUUAAAGACACAGAUACCAGAUUUAUGUUUGGAUCAUUUGGAUGUUAUCGCUCAGCAAGACUCUCUAUUUAUUAAUGGAAAGAUACCAAAGAAGAAACAACUGAAAUCACUACUGCAACAACAGGCACAACAACUAAAGAAACUCUCACCCAACACCUACAUAUCGAUAUCAAAUCAAAACACACCGAUGCAACUUACACUCUCUGAUAACUAUGGUAACAACUAUAUGACCACACCAUUCAGCACAUCAACAUCACCAUCGUCUUCAUCCACACCUUCGUCCCCUCUAUUUAAAUCAACUGGAAAGUCUUAUCCUCCUAUACCAUCCAAACCCUCAAGUAAAGUAAUUUAUAAAGAAUCAACAAGAAAAUAUAUUUAA